This is a messenger RNA of Diutina rugosa, 921 nucleotides long. RefSeq lists its product as uncharacterized. The record is from RefSeq and is a predicted model, not a curated record. The transcript has a single exon. NCBI's taxonomy places the organism in Eukaryota, Fungi, Ascomycota, Pichiomycetes, Serinales, Debaryomycetaceae. The coding region runs from base 1 to 921 and encodes 306 amino acids.
AUGACUAGAAGAUCGAGAAGAGUUUAUGAGCCCAAUGAAAGUGCUGUUUCGGACUUGUCUGAUCAGCGCGAAGCGCAUUCCAGCGCGCACGAAGAGAAUCUGGAGGACAAACAUGAAGGGUUAGCAAAGAGAGCUGACGACUCACCCGUGAGCGGUGGAAAGAAGAAACCACGCUUGAGUUUGUCCCCUGAUGUUGAAGAUGAUGUCGAGGAGUUGUCCGACUCCCGAAAAGAGCGCCUUUUGAAGAACGUUAUGGAUUGCCUUGUCAAGGACUGGCACCCCCUUGAUCCAGAACAGAACCCGCUGGACAUUACUGACUUUGAAGAGUUACUUGGUCAAUUUGAACAUGCUUGGAUGUUCCGCAGGUCUAUGACUCUGGCGUUUAAGAAAUUACUGAUUGGUCGAGGUGUAACUCUUUCGAAAGAAAAAGCUGCAAUCUUUGCUCUGGCUAUAGAGCAAGCACUUGAACUUGAUGACAGUGAUGGGUGGAACGACAGCGUUUACGUUCAACGGUUAUACGAUUGUUGUUCCUUGGAAGAUUUCCAGCAGGCUUUGUGGGGUUGUGGUUUGAUUAAUCCAGGAGCGUUGAUGGCGAAGAUUUACGCCUGGUGCCACCCAGAGAAACUACCAGAAAUGGUGGCGAAGGAGGUCUCCAUGGAAAGCUUUUGGAGAGACCUAUUUGAAUUACCUUUCUGCGGUGGUCAAUGUGACCCAAUUUUACUUGCGUUGGCGAAAGGCUGUACAUGGGAAGUGUGUCUCAGGUAUGGUACUCAUGUGAUGAGGGACCUAAUGAGAACAGUUCCAGACUGGUGGAAGAGGCGGACUCCUUCUAGGUCUUUGAAGUUUUACAAAGAUUUGUUUGCCGAAACUAACAUGCCUCGCGAGUCGGAGAACUAUGUACAGAGAAGUUUGCAAGUGUGA